Messenger RNA from Ziziphus jujuba (common jujube), 3122 nucleotides. RefSeq names its product glycerophosphodiester phosphodiesterase GDPDL3. Bases 528 to 2786 code for a protein of 752 amino acids. Gene Ontology annotation, biological process: lipid metabolic process. The transcript is spliced from 9 exons. Gene Ontology annotation, molecular function: glycerophosphodiester phosphodiesterase activity. NCBI's taxonomy places the organism in Eukaryota, Viridiplantae, Streptophyta, Magnoliopsida, Rosales, Rhamnaceae. The record is from RefSeq and is a predicted model, not a curated record.
UCGCAACUUCAACGGGCAGGAAGUGGUUCCAUUGAAUCGAUCUCAAUCUUGAAGACAGCGUCAAAUUUCCGACAAACAACAAUUUGGGGCUAAGAGCUGUAUCGGCUAGACAACUGAGCCAUUUUCCUUCGGUAUGAAUGUACGUGGGAAAGGCAUAUUUAAAGUUUCAGAGAACUACCUGCUUUAACAUUAAAUUAAAAUAAAAAUAAAAAUUAGAGCUCCUUUAUUAAUUGAUUAAAAUAAUAAUAAAAAUUUGCAAAAUCGUGUAAAAUGAAUUAAAUAAUUUUUGGGGGAAAAAGAAAGAAAGUAAAAUAUAAGUAAGAAAUCCAGGGAAAAGCCAGCCUGAAAAGGUUCAGAGCAUAAGCUCCUUCUGCUCUCUCUCUCUCUCUCUUGCUUCUUUCUUCUUUCUCUCUCUAAGCUGAGCAAAUCUCACACAUUUCCCGAGGAAACCUGAAGUAUUUUCGGCGGUAGAUAUAGCCGAAGUUGCUGACAACUGUGACUUGCCGGCGAGGCGUAAGUUACCGGCAAUGUGUAACUCACGCGCUUUGGUUUUACUCGCUCUUUUUCUGCAAUCUCUGGUAGCUUUGGUCUCUGCUCAGGGAUCUAAUGCUACAGCUCAAUGGCAAACACUCAGCGGAGAUGCACCUCUGGUCAUAGCACAUGGUGGAUUCUCUGGGCUAUUUCCUGAUUCUAGCUAUGCUGCCUACAGUUUGGCAUUGAUUACUAGUUUACCCAAUGUUCAAUUAUGGUGUGAUGUGCAAUUAACAAAAGAUGAAGCUGGAAUUUGCUUUCGAGAUUUGAGGCUGGACAAUAGUAGUUCUAUAACAAAUCAGUUCGAGAAAGGGCAAAAAGAAUACCCUGUUAAUGGGGUUCGUACCAAAGGAUGGUUUGCCGUGGACUACACUCUUAAACAACUAGCAGAUGUCGUUGUUACACAAGGAGUCUAUUCCAGGACUAAUAAGUUUGAUGGAAAUUUGUACUCAUUUCUCACCAUUGAUGAUGUGGCUACGCAAUUUAAACCACCAGGCUUGUGGUUGAAUGUUCAGCAUGAUAUAUUCUACAACCAACAUAAUUUGAGUAUGAGGAACUUUAUAAUUUCUGCAUCUAGAAGAGUAGUUAUCAGUUAUAUCUCAUCCCCUGAGGUGGGGUUCCUGAGAAGUAUUAAAGGGAGAAUCAGUCCAAAAACGAAGCUGGUCUUUCGGUUUCUGACACAAGAUGAGAUUGAGCCUUCAACAAACCAGACUUAUGGUUCUCUCUUAAAGAAUCUGACAUUUAUCAAAACAUUUGCAUCUGGAAUUCUUGUACCAAAGUUUUACAUUUGGCCGGAAGUAAAUCUUUAUUUGGAACCUCAAACUUCUCUUGUCUCAGAUGCUCACAAAGAAAAGUUAGAAGUAUUUGCAUCGGAGUUUAUGAAUGACUAUCCUCUUAGCUACAAUUAUAGUUAUGAUCCAAUAGCUGAGUACCUGAACUUCAUUGAAACUGGCGGCUUCAGCGUUGAUGGCGUACUGUCUGACUUCCCAAUAACUCCAUCUGAGGCCAUAGAUUGUUUUGCUCACCUGGGCAAAAAUGCUCGAGGACAAGCCAAGCCAUUGGUUAUCUCACAAUAUGGAGCAAGUGGAGACUACCCUAGUUGUACUAACUUGGCAUAUGAGAAUGCAAUUGCUGAUGGUGUUGAUGUUAUUGACUGUCCUGUUCAAAUGUCGAAGGAUGGAACACCAUUUUGCUUCAGCUCUAUCAAUCUUAUUGAUAGCACAACGGUUGCUCAGUCUCCAUUUAGCAGCCGAACAAGAAGUAUUCCACAGAUCAAGGCUGGUACUGGAAUAUUUACAUUUAGCCUGACAUGGGAUGAAAUUCAAACCUUAACCCCAUCUAUAUCAAGCCCCUUCUCAGAUUUCACAUUGUUCCGGAAUCCAAGGAACAAAAACAGUGGCAAAUUUCUGACGCUAUCUGAAUUUUUGAACAUGACAAAGAAUGUGAGCUCUCUGUCUGUCUUGAUCAGCAUUGAGCAUGCGGGUUAUCUUGCAGAGGAGCAGAACUUAGGUGUAACUGAUGCAGUCCUUAGUGCCUUGAGCAAAGCUAGUUUUGCUGAACAGAAAGUUUUCAUUCAAUCUAGUAAUAGUUCUGUUCUAGCAAAAUUCCAGGGAAAAGAGAAUUAUAAACUUGUAUACAGGAUUGAAGAGAAGAUCAGUGAUAUAGAUGCCUCAUCAUUGGAUGACAUCAAGAAGUUUGCUAGUUCUGUGGUGGUUAACAAGGAUUCCGUGUUUCCUGAAACUGAGUUAUUCUUGACUGGUACUACAAAUGUGGUAAAAAAGCUACAAUCAUCAAAUCUUUCAGUUUAUGUAGAAACCUUCAACAAUGAAUUUGUAUCUCAACCAUGGGACUUCUUCUCUGAUGCAACUGUGGAGAUCAAUUCCUAUGUUAUGGGAGCCAAUAUUGAUGGUGUAAUUACACCGUUCCCUAAAACAGCUGCUAGAUAUAAAAAAAACCAAUGCUUGGGUCGUGGCUCCAAGAUACCUGCUUACAUGAGUCCUGUUCAACCUGAUAGUCUCAUACAACUCAUUACUACUCCUUAUUUGCCUCCAGCUGAGGCCCCAAAUCCUGUCCUGACUGAGCAAGAUGUGACAGAGCCACCUUUACCUUCUGUUUCAUCGACACCCCCAGCUUCUAGCCCAGGUGGAUCUGCAGCAGCACCACCACCUAAAUCACCUAAUGCACAGCCUAAGGUUGCUGCAAGCUCCUUCCUGUUGACCAUGGCUACGCUCCUUGCCGCUCUGUCUCUGUUUUAAAACUAUAGUGUUGCCACACUUGGUUGUUUUUCUUGCUCUUGCAUCUUCCCAAUGUCGGUGUUUGAAUCUCGUGUAGCUUUGAGGUUUUUUUCUUCAUGAAUUCACUGCUAAUCCAUUAUUUUUUAUUUUUAUUUUUUGGUUUUCCUUCUUUUUACCGAGCCGUGGUAAAUUCUUUCCCUGUUUAUGUUGUAGGUAUGUUCAUUCUUCCCCAUGUAAUUUAGGGAUACCAAAUAGUCUUUGAGAGGUACAUGUCAGGGUCAAAAUUGUUGUAGCCAGCAUUGUUGUUCUUUUCUGCUGUUGUAUCUCAUAUUUAUUAUAAAUUUAUUCUUUGGUGUC